Molecule: messenger RNA, 1818 nt
Organism: Fomitiporia mediterranea MF3/22
Lineage: Eukaryota; Fungi; Basidiomycota; Agaricomycetes; Hymenochaetales; Hymenochaetaceae
Exons: 2
Coding region: 1-1818 (605 amino acids)
Source: RefSeq, a predicted model, not a curated record
AUGAGUACUGUCUCACCAACCCCCCGCCGUCGUCUCUCCUCUCGACGCGGUUCCUCCUCCGCUCCAGAUCCUUACGGGCUACAUGCAGACAUUGAGACAACGCAAGGAAAAGCAAGUCGGAUCACCAUCCUUCCUGUGCGUUCUCCUCCUCCUCCUCAGCAAAGCAACACCGCGCUUGGAAAUGCGAGAGAGAAGCGAUCGAGUUGGGGCUCGACCCAUUCGACCCAUUCGGCGGCGAGUAAUACGUCAACAGGUCGUGGACGGUUGUCGUUUGCGUUUUCGAGCUUUACGCCUAUUAAUAAGGAUAAGGAUGGUGGAGAUGCUGCACAAGGAGGUCACGGGGGUCCAGCAAAUUUGAGUGGACCGCCGUCCCCUGGAGGUCGGUUUCCUAUGACAAGGAGAAACUCUAGUCAUAGUCUGGAUCGGACAGGCCAACGUGGAGGUGGAGGUGGCGCGAACUUCCAGCAAUUAUCACCUCAACAAGUAUGCGAUCUCGCGAUUAGCUCGAUCUCGAACCCUCCGUUGGCUAGUCCGUCACUUGACGGUAGAACAACAGCACCAAUAGCAAAUCAACAGCAGCAGCUGCAGCAAGCGACGACGCCAUUCCUAGUUCUCUCAGACGAAGUGUACCUUCCGUUCCUUGAAAGGCCCGCAGAAGUGACAGCGCUCCUGACGAGCGCCCCGACAAAUCGAUUGAUGGCUUUGCUCCAGCAGACGUUUCCCAAGAGUCUGCGAGACCCGUUUGAUGCAAAUGCUUCUCUGAAACCCUUUGGUGAGGAUCCUGCGAAGUGGAGCUUUGCAGAGCUUACGCGGUGGUUACAGACUGUAGACCGCGAAGAGGCGGAUGAUCGCGUAUGGGUAUCGAAAGCGCGAAAGUCUGUGUUAGCGAGGAGCGAGCUUAUUUGGAGUAGACUCAAAGCUGCGUUGGGCGUCCCUCCAGAAUUAGAGGAGGAGGAGGAAGACGGUGAUGAGGAAGAAGAAGAAGAAGACGGCAAUGUGGGGAAGUACGACGACGGAGAGGCCCGCGUGGCAAAUUACGCUGACGAUGAUUAUGUCGGUGAUGAGGAACGUGAACGCUUCGAGGCGUGGCUUGAACCGAUAUAUGAUGGUGAUAUGGGAGCGAAGUGUGUUGCGAGUCCUGUUAACUUGCCGUCGCCGAGUAACCCGUUUGAUUUGGGGAGUAUUGGGGAGGGUGCGGAGGAUGAAGAGGAAAAGGACAAAGAUACCGACAAAGAGAAAGAGAAAGAGAAGGCGGUUGAAGAAGCUACACGAAUGAUACACGGCCUCCGACUCUCCACUCCUCUAACCUCCUCCAACAACAACAUUCGUGCACGGUCUGGUUCUGGUAGCUCUCUCGGUUCUCAUGGCUCUCAUGGCUCUCUCGGAUCUCUUAAUCCUCUCAGCAUGUCACCCGUCGUACCGACAGCAACGAGUCAACGAAGAGCGUUCAGUUCGACUGCAACUGAAGACACGGAGAUGAGGAGACGGGAGGCGAUGAUGGCUGCUUCUGUUGCUAAGUCUGGAAGGGUGAGGAGGUCUGCUCAGCAGGAAAGGGGGACUGGGGACCCGCUUUUCCCGAGUUCGUUUGCGACGUUGACGAUGGGGCCUAGUUUGGUUGCGAAUAACCCAGCCCUGCGCUCAGGCCCCCGUCGGACUUUCCGCCCUGGUGUUCCCAUUGCUGCUCGAGGACGCGGAGGUACGGGAGGUGGGGGAAGAUAUUGGGGGUCUACGAGUGGGUCGAUGACGGGUGGUUGGGAUACGGAUGGGAAUGAUUAUGCGUUGAGUUUGGGGAGUGGGUCAGAGAGGAGUUUUCGGUGA